This is a messenger RNA of Aspergillus calidoustus, 1269 nucleotides long. NCBI's taxonomy places the organism in Eukaryota, Fungi, Ascomycota, Eurotiomycetes, Eurotiales, Aspergillaceae. The record is from the annotation of a GenBank genome assembly.
AUGGGACUAAGUGUGAUUAUCGUCGGCGGCGGCAUCGCUGGGCUCGCAGCAGCUAUUGCGCUUCGGAAGGAUGGUCGCCAAAUAACAAUCCUCGAGCAAUCACCAAUAAGCGCAGAAAUUGGCGCGACUAUCUCGCUGCAGCCGAAUGCGUCGAGAAUUGUUGAACAACAAUGGGGUCUGGCGUCUGCACUGAGGGAGCGAGGCUCCAUGGUCGACGAAGCGUUUGAGGUAUACAACCUAGACGGUGAGCUGCAGAUGCGCAUCCCGCUCUCCACGACGGAGAAGUAUGGUGCGGAGAGGAUGAUGUACCACCGUGCGGAUCUGCAUGCGGUUUUGAAAGAGCGAGCGAUGGGUGCCGAGGUUCCUGGGAAGCCUGCCGAACUGAAGACGUCGACUCGGGUCGUAAACUGUGAUCCCGAAAAGGGCACUGUCGAGCUGGCUGAUGGCGAGAUGCUCUCAGCGGACCUGAUUGUUGGAGCUGACGGAAUAAAGAGUGCCAUCCGGCGGAAUAUCCUUGGCGACGAAGUCAUUGCUCGACCAACGGGAUUCUCCGCGUACAGGAUGAUGAUCCCGGUUGACCACCUCGAGCGAGAAGCAGAUUUUACAAAGGUCAUUGAUCCCCGCAAAGGUUGCACAACAAUGGUCGUCGGUCGAUCCCGCCGGCUCAUCAUGGGCCCCGCCCGAAACGGCACAAUCUACAGCAUCGUGGCUCUAGUCCCAGACGAGAACAUGAACGAGGACGCUACAAAGACUAGCUGGACGACAAAGGGUGACCAUGAUAAGAUGAUGGCCACAUUCGCAGACUUCCCGCUCUGGGCGCAGAAACCGCUCCAACUCGCAAAGACAUCUACGUCCGAAUCGGGGCUCGGACUCUGGCAGCUUCGCGAUCUUGAUCCGUUGCCGACCUGGUAUCGGAGUCGAGCGAUUCUCAUCGGCGAUGCGGCGCAUGCAAUGCUGCCCACACAAGGGCAGGGAGCGAGCCAGGCGAUUGAGGAUGCCGAGGCCCUGGGGGCAUUUUUCGAAAGAGCUGAGGAGGAAAGCAGCAAAUCUGUCGGGACACUGGAGACUAUGAAGCGUCUGAACGAAGCGGUAUUCAGGUGUCGCUAUGACCGGGCGUCCACGAUCCAGGCCUAUAGUCGCCAGGCUGCGAAGCCUGCUACGGAGCCUGGGAAUCGCAAGGUGAAGAUGAACCCGGCGGAGUUUAUGGAUUAUAAUUGUAAUUACGCCGGAGCCAUUGACUGGAUGCAGAGGCAGGAAGUUGUGGCAUGA